Eriocheir sinensis (Chinese mitten crab) is the source of this 6401-nucleotide messenger RNA. RefSeq names its product protein patched-like. Gene Ontology annotation, cellular component: plasma membrane. Gene Ontology annotation, molecular function: hedgehog receptor activity; smoothened binding; hedgehog family protein binding. Lineage: Eukaryota; Metazoa; Arthropoda; Malacostraca; Decapoda; Varunidae. Gene Ontology annotation, biological process: smoothened signaling pathway. Bases 217 to 4515 code for a protein of 1432 amino acids. The record is from RefSeq and is a predicted model, not a curated record. The transcript has 19 exons.
CGUUGUGCGGCCAAAUCGUUUAGUAGACGCAUGUUGCCCCCGUGGGAUGGAUUGUCGUGCUGGGCCGUGUGAUGGGUGCUGUGCAGUGAGCGUGGCAGGUGUCAUGUGGCAGGGAUGGGGGCCGCCGCCCCCUGUGCUCUAACGUGCUGGCCAACAGUGUCCGGCGGAGGACCGGCCGCUCCCGACGCGGCUCUCCAGUGAAUUGUGUUGUGUGACAUGGCCAUCGCCGUGGGAGGCGAAGAAAGUGCUGGUGAGGGCGGUGUGUGGGCGUCCGGGGCCCGCCCGCAUGAAGACUUGUGCACUAGAACUAGCUGGGCAGACGCCCGCACCGCCCUCGCCCAUAUUAACAAGGGGCGGGCGACGGGUAGCCGGGCGGCCCUGUGGGUGCGGACUAAGCUGCAGGUUCAGCUCCUGCAGCUCGGCCUCUUCAGCCACAAACACGCGGGCAAGGUGCUCUUCGUGGCGCUCCUCGUCCUCGCCACCUUCUGCGUCGGCCUCAAGAGUGCGACGCUGCUCACCGACGUCGAGAAGCUUUGGGUGGAAGAGGGCGGUCGUCUUGAGGCAGAGCUUGAUUACGUGAGCCGCAGCGUGGGACAGGGCGCCGGCACCACACAGCAGAUGCUCAUCCUGACGGGGCGGGAGGCGGGCGUCAACGUGCUGCACCCUCGCGCCCUCCUCGCCCACGCCGCGGUGCUGAGGGCCGCCACCAAAAUCACCGUGGAGAUGUAUGAGAUUUCGUGGGGGCUCAAGGACCUCUGCUUCGCCCCCAGCUUCCCCGUCUUCGACAACCACUUAAUUGAGCAGAUCUUCGAGGGCUUGACGCCAUGUACAAUCAUCACGCCCUUGGACUGCUUCUGGGAGGGGUCCAAGCUGCUGGGCCCUGAGUACCCCGUCACCGUACCAGGUCUUGGGUCAGGGAUCAACUGGACGAACCUCAACCCUCAGAAGUUCCUGGACAAGAUGCGGGAGUUUGAGGACUACAAAUUGCUCUUCCCUUUCUCCUCCUUCGACGACUUUAUGAAGAGGGCGGGCAUCACCACGGCCUACCAGGAGAAGCCGUGCCUCGACCCCGCGGACCCGCUGUGCCCCGACACGGCGCCCAACAAACACACGGGCCAGCCGCCGGACGUCGGGGCUGAGCUGACGGGCGGCUGCUACGGCUUCGCGGGCAAGUACAUGCACUGGCCGGAGGAGCUCAUCGUCGGGGCGCCCACAGCAAACAAGUCAGGACAUGUUGUGAGGGCCGAGGCGUUGCAGUCCCUCGUGCAGCUGAUGGGCUCCAAGAACCUCUACGAGUACUACCUCGAUACAUACCGCGUUCACCACAUCGAUUGGUCGCAGGAGAAGGCGGCGGUGAUUCUCGAAGCGUGGCAGGACAACUUUACCGAGGCGGUGCUGCGGGAGACGGUGAAGCUGCAGAACCUGACGCGGCCGUACCAGAUGCUGCCCUUCACCUCCGCCGCGCUCGACCACCUGCUCAAGGAUUUCUCAGAGGUCCCAGUGAUGAGGGUGGCCCUGGGAUACGCUCUUAUGGUGGUGUACGCGUGUGUGUCAUUAGCAAGACCAACAGACUCCGUGAGGUCCGCCGCUGGUCUGGGUCUUGCCGGGGUUCUUCUGGUGACGGCGUCGGUGGCUGCGGGUCUUGGCUUCUGCGCCCUCCUCGGUCUCCCCUUCAACGCCUCCACCACGCAGGUUCUCCCCUUCCUCGCCCUGGGCCUUGGGGUGGAUGACAUGUUCCUUCUGGCGCAUACCUUCCUCCACACGGCUGAUAACUCUCUCAUUCCGUACCAGGAGCGCGUGGGUGAGGUCGUCAAGCGCGCCGGGGUCUCCGUCGUCCUCACCUCCGUCUGCAACGCCUGCGCCUUCUUCGCCGGGGCCCUCGUGCCUGUGCCGGCCCUGCGCGCCUUCUGCCUGCAGGCGGCGCUGCUGGUGCUCUUCAACCUGGUGGCGUCGCUCACCGUCUUCCCCGCCAUCAUGAGCCUCGACCUGCGCCGCCGCCACGCCAGACGCGCCGACCUCUUCUGCUGCCUGCCCGGCGGCUCCAGGGACCAGGUGGUGCCCCUGCAGCAGCAGCCACACCCCGCCGCCUGCGUGGCCGCGGAGGAGGGGCGAGGCCACGCGGGGCCGCGGAGGCACUCGCGGCCCACGCCCUCCAUGGCUGAGCGCCCCGCCAGGAAGGACACGGUGACCAGGGCGCUGCCUCCCCCGGGGGGCGGAACCGUGACCCACGUGGUGCCGCCCUCCACCCCGCGCGAGUGCUGGGCAGCGCCGCAGGACCCUCACUCCGCCACCGCGCCCUCCCUGGAGUCCCUGGCCACCACCACCUCCACGCGGGACCUCGUCGGCGGCGGCAAGACGCGCUCAGGACUUGCGCGGGCGUGGGCGUCUCUGGUGCGGUGCUGCAGCGAGUGGAGCGUGGGCGGCUGGGCGGGGGCGGUGUACGGGCCGGCGCUGACGCACGGCGCGGUGAAGGCGGCGGCCAUGGCGGGGCUGAUGGCCUCCGUGGCGGCGGCGGCGUGGGGCGUGAGCCGCGUGCAGGACGGCCUCAACCUGACGGACGUGGUGCCCGCCGAUACGCCCGAGUACGCCUUCUUCGCGGCGCAGCAGCGCUACUUCGGCUUCUACAACAUGUUCGCCGUGACGCAGGGCAACGUGGAGUACCCGUCCAAGCAGCGGCUGAUGCACGACUACUACGAGGCCUUCACGCGCGUCGAGCACAUCAUCAAGAACGACGACGGCGGCCUGCCGGAGUACUGGCUCUCGCUCUUCAGGGACUGGCUCAUCGGUCUCCAGGCGGCGUUCGACAGGGAUUGGAGGGACGGGUGCAUCACUCAGGAGACGUGGCAUAAGAACGCUUCAGACGACGGGGUGUUGGCCUACAAGCUUCUCGUGCAGACUGGACAUGUCGAUAACCCAAUUGAUACGUCCUUGGUCACGCAGAUCCGUCUCGUGGACUCUGAGGGCAUCAUCAACCCCAAGGCCUUCUACAACUACCUAACGGCCUGGGUCAACACGGACGCCCUCGCCUACACGUCCUCUCAGGCUGACCUUCGCCCGGAGCCCCGCCACUGGUCACACGACAGACACGACUAUGAGCUGAAGAUUCCCAAGAGCUCUCCGCUGGUGUACACGCAGCUUCCGUUCUACCUCCACCGCCUCAGCGACACGGAGUCCAUCACCGCCAUGAUUCAAGAAGUGAGAACCAUCUGUCGGAGGUUCGAGGAGAAGGGUCUGCCGAACUUCCCAACCGGCGUCCCCUUCACCUUCUGGGAGCAGUACAUCAAGCUCAGAUUCUACCUGGUGCUGGCGCUGCUGGCGGUGUUGACAGCCGUGUUCCUCGUCCUGGCUGUCGUGCUCAUGAACCUGUGGGCGGCGGCGCUGGUGGUCCUCCUCCUCGCCGCCCUUGUCCUGCAGCUGUUCGGGUUGCUGGGCGUGAUGGGCGUGAAGCUGUCCGCCGUCCCCGCUGUCCUCCUCAUCGUUAGCGUGGGCGUGGGCGUGGAGUUCUGCGUUCACGUGACGGUCGGGUUCCUGACGGCGGUGGGCGGGCGGGAUAGGCGUGUGAUAUUGGCCCUGCAGCAUAUGUCGGCGCCGGUGCUACAUGGGGCGGCCUCCACCAUGCUGGCGUCCCUUAUGUUGCUUUUCUCCGAGUUUGACUUCAUUAGGAGGUACUUCUUCUGCGUCCUUCUGGGCCUGACGAUGCUCGGGGUGGUGGACGGGCUAGUCUUCCUCCCCGUCCUCCUGUCCCUCGUCGGCCCCCCAGCAGAGGUCGUCCCAAGAAACCACCCGGACAGACUACCCACGCCCUCGCCGCCACCCUCACCUCAGCCCUCACACGCCCAUGGUCACAGUUCUUCAUCUAGGCGGAGUGGAGGGCGUGGGUCUAGUGGGCGUGGGUCAAGGCGGUCCGUGGGUGGUAUGAGUGGGUCAGGGUCGUUAUACCCACGACUCCAUGGGUCAAAUCUAUCGCUAACGACCAUUACGGAGGAGCCAUCGUCGUCUACCAGGUCGUCCCAGUCGCUAAGGUCGUCCCAUGAGAUUGUCGUUGAGCCCCAGGUGGUGGUUGAGACGACGACCACUCCAACCACGACGAGUCUUGGUGGAGAGGGCCAUCACCACCACCACCACCACGACCCUCAUCACCACCUUCACCACCUCCACCACCACGUCACCACCACCACCAAAGUCACCGCCACUGCCAAGGUCAAAGUGGAGCUGCACACGCCGCUGCCGGGUGCCGUGGAGCCAACCUUCCGGAGUACCAGCAGCAGCAGUAGCGGCAGCAGGCGGAGUAGCAGUCACCGUAGUAGCAGUAGCAGUGGAGGAGGUGGAAGUGGAGGUGGAGGUGGAAGAAGUCGUCAUAGUGGCGGUAGUGGUGGUGGCGGUGGUGUAGGUGUGGUUUCGUCCCCCCUCCAUGCCACCACCUCCUGCUCCACCUCCUCCUCUUCUUCCACCUCCUCUUCCUCCUCCUCCUCCAAACCCUCGUCGGAUGUGGAGGAAGAGCUGUCCUGUCAAUGAGGUGUGCCGCGCGUCGCCUCGCAGCUGCCGGGGCCCAGCGGAAGCCCGUGGCACACAAAGUCAACGCCUCGGCUCCCUGCGCCCCUACGUCAGCCGGCGGCGCCACCUUCAGGGACAUGACGCCUAUUCCUGAGGCUCCUGCAGGAUACAUCACGCCCUCCUGAACGCCACGCCCCUCCCCAGCCUCCCUCGUCCUCCUAAUUCCCCCGAAAAGAGACAAUGGUGACAGCUCUCCGGCCCAAGAACCAUGUAGCUGACCUUCACAUUUCGGCGGGGCAGCGAGGAGAGCUCCACAGACCUUCAACUCACAUGGAGGAGGAAGACGAAAGGAGGGAGAGGAGGCGACGAAGAGGAAGCCGAAGAGGAGGCAGCGUCGAUGGUAGUACACGUCGUAACAGUAUUAGCAGCGACCAUUCUCAGUGCAGCUGGUGUCGCCUGGCUGGCUGGUGUCUGACGCGGACGGAGCGCACCACCAACCACCACUGUCAGCGCACGUACCUCACUUUUUUUUUAUAUUAUGACUCUGUGUUGGCACCUCACCUCAGUACCGCCGCGACACAUACUCCUCGAAGGCUAACUAUCUCAAAAGGCAGGAGUUGUCGGGGUUCCCAUGGGUGGUUUCCUGAGCCUGGCGGUAGUUUUCCAAGGCUUCCGCGCUGUGAAUGGGACAAACACUCAUGACAACCCGAUGUAACUCCUCCCUGGCCUUGAAAAACGUUCGUAACAGGAGCCACAAACGUUUGAUAAUGAGUGUGAGUGAGACAGAACUCGUAACGAAGCAGCAUUGCGCGCGUUGGGUUUAACUUUCGUUCAGAUGGUCAGUAUUGGCGAAGGUGUUCAAAGACGUACCUGUGAAGUGAAAGGAAGCAAAAUACUCGAAAGUCCCGGCCCAUAGACAGCCCGAAAAGUAAGUCCCCCAAGUCCACAAGUAAGGCUGAGGGCCGGACUUUGCUGGACCGUGGCGUGUGUGCCGUGACUCGUAAAUAAGGGAAAAAAAGGAAGACAUGGAAAGUGACGGUGAAUAAAGGAAGAAGAAGAAACUAGUAAAAGUGAAGAUGGAAAAAGUACCUCAAGUGUUCCCUCGCCUCACGAACUGUUGAUAAGGGUACGGGAAGAGGGUUGGAUCCCCCUAUCACGUGACUAUAGAGGUUUCGAUUCCUUGUUGUGCCCUUGUGAGGAGUGAAGGAAAUCAAACACACACACACACACACACACACACACACACACACACACACACACACACACACACACACACGUACACACUAUCAUGUCUCAGAUGUUUUCAUACCUUAUAUUUUUGUAUGUGGUCGAAUAUGGUCUGUAACUUAUUUAGGAUCCACGACUCUUCUCUCAGGUCUCCUUUUAUUAUUAUUAUUAUUAUUAUUAUUAUUAUUAUUAUUAUUAUUAUUAUUAUCAUUAUUUUUUUGGAGUUAGUCUGUAAACUCCCUCCCCCCCUCCCUCCCCCUUCCUCCCUACUCCCCAUAUAUACUGCCGUCAACGUACACACACACACACACACACACACACACACACACACACACACACACACACACACACACACGAGAACAGAUAUACCAAAAUCACACACAGUUUCCCACAUGAGACAGACAGACCGAUAGACAGACACAUAGACAGACAGACAGAGACAGACAGAGAUAGACAGACAGACAGACAGACAGACAGUAACAGCCCCCUGAUAUAUAUGCCCACCCCCCCCUUCCCUUACCAAUAGUUAGCAGUCUAUUGGUAAAGCCCCCUUGAACCCCCCCCCCUCCCCCGCCCCCGCCCCCACCCCGUGUACAGUGUAUAGAAUAACCUGUAUUUUAUUGUAGAAAACCUCCUUUUUUUAGCAUAAAUGAAUGUAAAGAAAACUAAAAUAAAAGUGA